AUGUCGCAGGGCAUACUAAUACAAGCGGAUCAUUUACACCGUUAUUAUGGCAAGCAUCAUGCCGUUAAUGAUGUCAGUAUCUCAUUGCAUCAAGGCGAAGUGCUGGGCUUAUUAGGGCAAAAUGGCGCGGGAAAAUCCACUACUAUGCAGAUGUUAACGGGUAAUAUCGCCCCCCAUAGUGGCACGGUGACUAUCAAUGGCAUCGACCUGUUAGAACAGCCCGUGAAGGCAAAGCGUCAAUUGGGAUCCAAAGGUUAUCAGCAACGUGUAGGCAUCGCGCAGGCGAUUAUCCAUGAACCUGCGGUGAUUAUUUUAGAUGAACACCGUGGGUUAGAUCCGAUUCAAAUUCAAGAAAUCCGCCGCUUGAUUAGUGCCUUAGCUAAAGAUCAUAGUGUGAUUCUGUCUACGCAUAUCUUGCAGGAAGUUGAAGCAGUGUGUCAUCGAGUGCAGAUUAUGAAUGCAGGACAAACG
This is a messenger RNA of Priapulus caudatus, 471 nucleotides long. Its product is annotated as bacitracin transport ATP-binding protein BcrA-like. The record is from RefSeq and is a predicted model, not a curated record. Gene Ontology annotation, molecular function: ATP binding; ATP hydrolysis activity. Lineage: Eukaryota; Metazoa; Priapulida; Priapulimorpha; Priapulimorphida; Priapulidae.